AUGGCGGCCGACGCCGGCCUCGACGUGGCGGCGGUGGAAAGUUUCCUGGAGAGGCACCCGGAGCUGGUGGAGAAGUGGCUGAAGAGGAAGAACUCGCUCCCUAAAGCGCCCGCCCCCCCCGCCGGCGGCCCGUCGGAGGAGCGCCGGAGCGGCGGAGGCCCCGGCGGCGGCUGGGGCAGCGCGGGCGGCCCCGGCGGCGGGGGCCUGCAGCGGCGAGCCUCCCAGAAGGAGCUGCGGAAGAGCUUCGCCCGCUCCAAGGCCAUCCACGUCAACCUCACCUACGACGAGCAUGUGCACGCCCGGGCGCAGGAGCCGCUGAGCAGCGUGCGGCGGCGGGCGCUGCUGCGGAAGGCCAGCUCCUUGCCCCCCACCACCGCCCACAUCCUCAGCGCCCUGCUGGAGUCCCGCGUCAGCCUGCCCCAGUACCCCCCCACCGCCCUGGACUACAAGCGCUACCUCAAGGAGCACAACGAGCGCCAGUUCUUCCUGGAGCUGGUCAAGGACAUCUCCAACGACCUGGACCUCACCAGCCUCAGCUACAAGAUCCUCAUCUUCGUCUGCCUCAUGGUGGACGCCGACCGGGGCUCCCUCUUCCUCGUGGAGGGGGCCGCCGCCGGCAAGAAGAGCCUGGUCUCCAAGUUCUUCGACGUGCACGCCGGCACCCCGCUGCUGCCCUGCGGCUCCACCGAGAACAGCAACGAGGUGCAGGUGCCCUGGGGCAAGGGCAUCAUCGGCUACGUGGCGGAGCACGGAGAGACCGUCAACAUCCCCGACGCCUACCAGGAUCGCCGCUUUAAUGAUGAGAUUGACAAACUGACUGGAUACAAGACAAAGUCACUCUUGUGCAUGCCCAUAAGAAACAGUGAUGGAGAGAUUAUUGGUGUUGCCCAAGCAAUAAAUAAGACUCCUGGAGGUGCCCCUUUUUCUGAUGAUGAUGAAAAAGUGAUGCAGAUGUAUCUCCCAUUCUGUGGGAUUGCCAUAUCCAAUGCCCAGCUAUUUGCAGCUUCAAGGAAGGAAUAUGACAGAAGCAGGGCUUUACUGGAAGUAGUGAAUGACCUCUUUGAGGAACAGACUGACUUAGAGAAAGUUGUCAAGAAAAUCAUGCAUCGGGCCCAGACUCUGCUGAAGUGUGAACGGUGCUCGGUAUUACUUCUGGAAGAUAUCGAAUCACCAGUGGUGAAAUUUACAAAAUCUUUUGAGUUGUUAUCUCCAAAAUGCAGUGCUGAUACUGACAACAGUUUCAAAGACAGCGUGGAGAAAUCAUCAUCUUAUUCUGACUGGCUAAUAAAUAAUAGCAUUGCUGAACUCGUAGCCUCCACAGGUCUCCCAGUGAACAUCAGUGAUGCCUAUCAGGAUCCUCGCUUUGAUGCUGAAGCUGACCAGAUUUCUGGCUUUCACAUAAGGUCUGUUCUGUGUGUUCCUAUAUGGAAUAGCAGCCACCAAAUAAUUGGGGUAGCUCAAGUGUUGAACAGGCUUGAUGGGAAACCCUUCGACGAUGCCGACCAGCGACUGUUUGAAGCUUUCGUUAUUUUUUGUGGUCUGGGCAUCAACAACACAAUUAUGUAUGACCAAGUGAAGAAAUCCUGGGCAAAACAGUCUGUGGCUCUUGACGUGUUAUCUUAUCAUGCAACAUGUUCAAAGGCAGAAGUUGAUAAAUUUAAGGCAGCAAACAUCCCUCUGGUGUCAGAGCUUGGCAUUGAUGAUAUCCAUUUUGAUGACUUCUCGCUUGAUGUGGAUGCCAUGAUUACUGCAGCCCUGCGGAUGUUCGUGGAACUUGGAAUGGUUCAGAAAUUUAAAAUUGACUACGAGACGCUGUGUAGGUGGCUUUUGACGGUUAGGAAGAAUUAUCGGAUGGUUUUGUAUCACAACUGGAGGCAUGCUUUCAACGUUUGCCAGCUAAUGUUUGCCAUGUUAACUACUGCAGGAUUUCAGGAGAUUCUGACUGAAAUUGAAAUUUUAGCUUUGAUUGUGGGAUGCUUAUGUCAUGACCUUGACCACAGGGGAACCAACAAUGCCUUCCAAGCCAAGAGCGGAUCAGCCUUAGCUCAGCUCUACGGCACCUCUGCUACCUUGGAGCACCACCAUUUCAAUCAUGCUGUCAUGAUUCUCCAAAGUGAGGGUCACAACAUCUUUGCUAACUUGUCCUCUAAGGACUACAGUGACCUUAUGCAGCUUCUAAAGCAAUCAAUACUGGCAACAGACCUCACUCUGUAUUUUGAGAGAAGGACCGAAUUUUUUGAACUUGUCAGUAAAGGUGGUUAUGAUUGGAAUAUAAAAAACCAUCGAGAAGUAUUUCGAUCAAUGCUAAUGACAGCCUGUGACCUUGGAGCUGUGACCAAACCGUGGGAGAUUUCAAGACAGGCAACUGAGCUGGUAACCAGUGAGUUCUUUGAACAAGGAGACAGAGAAAGAUCUGAACUCAAACUCACUCCUUCAGCCAUUUUUGAUCGGAACAGGAAAGAUGAACUACCCAGGUUGCAGCUUGAGUGGAUUGAUAGCAUCUGCAUGCCAUUAUAUGAGUGUCUAGUGAAGCUGAAUGUGAAACUGAAGCCUAUGCUGGACUCUGUGACAGUAAACAGAGGUAAAUGGGAGGAGCUGCACCAAAAAAGACUUCCUUCUGAGGCAGCAUCCUCGUCUUCCUUUUCCUCUAGCUUUACUAUGUCUCUCAAAGACAUAAAUUAA
This is a messenger RNA of Gavia stellata (red-throated loon), 2682 nucleotides long. It is a transcript of the gene PDE11A, whose product is annotated as phosphodiesterase 11A. The record is from RefSeq and is a predicted model, not a curated record. Gene Ontology annotation, molecular function: protein binding; 3',5'-cyclic-nucleotide phosphodiesterase activity. The transcript has 20 exons. Gene Ontology annotation, biological process: signal transduction. The coding region runs from base 1 to 2682 and encodes 893 amino acids. NCBI's taxonomy places the organism in Eukaryota, Metazoa, Chordata, Aves, Gaviiformes, Gaviidae.